AUGAUACUGAAGCAAGGGUCUUUUCUGUGGUACCUUUACCUGGACAAAAUUUACUGCUUGUUGUCUUUGAGAAAUGUGAAGGCCUUGAUAGAGUAUUUUCACCUUCUGGACGCACACCGAAAGAACACCUUGAAUGAUGUGCUGUUUAUCCAUUUCCUCCACCAUGUGACUAACUUGAAAACCACACAGAUCCAGAAGGUAUUUGACAUGAUGGACUGGACAGCUGUUGGAGAGAUUGGUUUUGACCAGUUCUAUGUGUUGGUUUGCAUAGUGCUGUCACAUCAGAAUCAUCUGGAAGAUCAGUUCAUGUACCGCCAUUCCCGGCCAGUUUUUGACCUGCUUGACUUGGAUGGGGAGUUGAAAAUAGGUGCAUCCAAUUUUCAAAUGUACAGAUUUCUCUUCAACAUUAAAAAGCAGGAACUCCGAGAGCUUUUCCAUGACUUUGACAUCACAGGUGACCGACUGCUUAAUUACAAGGAAUUUAAGCUGUACACAAUCUUCUGCACUGACAAAGCCGUAGACAGGAAAAAAAGGAGGAAAGAAAGACAGGAAGAGAGAGAGAGAGAGAAAAGGAAAGAGAAAGAGAAGGAGAAAGAGAAAGAGAGAGAGAAGUAUCAUCAUCUAAGGAAGAUGUUUUCGACUGGGCUAACCCAGAGGAGUCGGAGUCUGAGUCUCCUUUGA
Messenger RNA from Cricetulus griseus (Chinese hamster), 681 nucleotides. The record is from RefSeq and is a predicted model, not a curated record. Lineage: Eukaryota; Metazoa; Chordata; Mammalia; Rodentia; Cricetidae.